Molecule: messenger RNA, 3038 nt
Organism: Corvus hawaiiensis (hawaiian crow)
Lineage: Eukaryota; Metazoa; Chordata; Aves; Passeriformes; Corvidae
Gene: TOR3A
Product: torsin family 3 member A
Exons: 6
Coding region: 22-1254 (410 amino acids)
Cellular component (GO): nuclear envelope; endoplasmic reticulum lumen
Molecular function (GO): ATP binding; ATP hydrolysis activity
Source: RefSeq, a predicted model, not a curated record
CCCUGCCGGACCCCCGCCGCCAUGGGCCCGGGCAGGCUGCCGGCCCGCCGGGGCCUCGGCUGCUGCGUCCUGGUGCUGCUGCUGCUCCUGGAGGGCUCGGGCAGCCCCGGGACACCGCCACCGCCCCGGCGGCACUGGGCAGAGGAGCAGGGAGCCGUCCCGGAGGGGAAACCGUGGGGCAGGGCGAGGUACGAAGCCGUGAAGAAGCAUUUGGGAACUGUGAGUGCUCUCUCCAAGCAGUAUUGGCAGUACGUGGCGUGCAAGGUGUGGCAGGAGGGCUGCGAGGAGGAGGAGAAGGAGCGACAGUCCAGUCCCAUCCCAAGCUGGGGCUUUCCUCUGGUGGGCCAAGAUUACCUGGAGAUCCUCUCUGCCUGGUACUGCAGCUUCGGCAAGUGCUGCGAGACAGGAGACUGCCGGAUAAUCAACAACAUCACAGGGCUGGAGGCAGACCUCAGUGGGCAGCUCCACGGGCAGCACUUGGCCAAGGAAGUGGUGGUCCGGGCACUGCAGGGGUUUCUGCAGAGCCCAGGGCCCCAGCAGGCGCUGGUCCUGUCCUUCCACGGCUGGUCCGGCACGGGGAAGAACUUUGUGGCUCGGCUGGUGGCCAGCCACCUGUACCGGGACGGGCUGAAGAGUGAGUGUGUCCGGGUGUUCAUCUCCCUGCUCCACUUCCCACACCACAACUACAUGGACUCCUACAAGGCCCAGCUGCAGAGGCAGAUCAGCGAGACCCUGCAGCGCUGCAGGCAGGCCCUGUUCAUCUUCGACGAGGCCGAGAAGCUGCAUUCCAGCCUUCUGGAUGCCAUCAGGCCCUUCAUGGCUCACCACGACAGCAAGGGCCAGGUGGAUCACCAGAGAUCCAUCUUCCUCUUCCUCAGCAAUCUUGGUGGCAACACCAUCAAUGAGGUCGCCCUGGACUUCUGGCGAGCCGGCCGGGCACGGGAGGAGAUCUCCAUGGAGCUCCUGGAGCAGCGGCUGCGGCUGGAGCUGCUGGAGGCUGCAGAGAGCAGUUAUGCCCACAGCCACCUCCUCCAGGAGAACCUCAUUGAUUUCGUGGUGCCCUUCCUGCCUCUGGAGUACCACCACGUGAAGCUCUGCGCGCGCGACGCCUUCCUGGCCCGCGGGCUUCCCUACACCGAGGCAAUGCUCGACGAGGUGACCCAGAUGAUGGUGUUUGUCCCCAAAGAGGAGAAGCUUUUCUCUGCACAGGGCUGCAAAUCCGUGCCCCAGCGCAUCAAUUACUUCCUUCCUUGAACACCAGGUGGGACCACACAUGUGCUGAAGGUGGUGCUGCACUCUGGGAGCUGCUCUCUUUGCUCAGGGUCAGGCAAGCAGAUGACCCAGCCAGGCACUUGCACAAGGACUUAACAGAGACUGCACCUCCUGUUACUCCCAGAGCUGUUACAGGGAAGGAGGUGCAUCCCUUACUCCUGGGAUGUGGGGACAGCCUGUGCUUGGCUGUGUUUGGAGUCUGUCUGGUGUUUCAAGUCCCUUCUUUGAGCUGGCAGUAGCCUGAUGUGGUUCUGCUGACAGAUGCUGUUCCAUGGGGGCGAGGACUGGCAAUGUCCAAGUCCUUGGUUUGUUGCUGUGUGGUGAAGGGAGGCCUUGGGCAGGCUGGUCCUGUUGACACUGUGACCAGAGCCAUGUCCCCGUCCCCAGUUUUCUCUGUCACUUUACAAGAUCACCCAGAACUGUUCUGCUGGAGUUGAGUUUUUCCCCUCUUGCUCUCAUGCCUUUCUAAGGUGUCUGCUGCUCAGGGACACAUGGGCCAGGAUCACAGUCUGCACAGGGAGAAAAUGACUGAAUAAUCUCCUCUGGAGAUGCCAGAUCCAUAGCUCUCACUUCAGAGUGCCCAUCUCUCACUGGAGUCUUCCGUUGUAUGGAAGCUGCUGCCGGGGUGAGGGGAACUUCUGCUGCCAUUGUUUUUCUAAGUGGGUUGGUGAAGAGCCCGUUUCCUUCACUGCAAAACCAAAAAGGGGAGAGAAUCCUUCUGCCAAGGGCAAAGGGCAGCUGAGGACGAUGGUGGCUGAAGCACCAGGCUGCAGGUAAAUGUGAGUUUUCAUGGAUGCAGUAAAAGCUUGGUUUUUUCCUUUUUUUUUUUUUUUGUUUUUCUCCUCAGUACAUUUCAUGCUGUGGUUUUUCGGCUGGUAUCAGCAUUAUUAUUAUUAUUCCAAGGGGCUGUUUGCUGUCUGGGUACUCGCCAGGUGAUAAGUGUGUUACAGCAGCUCCAAAAAAUGUCAACAGUGUUACGGGAAUGACUUUGUGACCUCUGGGUCAAAACUCCCUUCCAACAGGGCUGUGCUGGCGAGGGGUGAACAGCACAUGCCAAGGACAGGGCCUGGCUUCCCGGCCACCCCCACAGGGGACCUUUGAUCUAUUUUAAGCUUUGACCCAUUUUGCAGUGCCAGCGAUGAGCAGCGGCCUCUGUGAAAGAUUGACCAGACACGUCCUGGCCCUGCAGGCUUUGAGUCCCUGCGGGCACGCUGGCUCCGUUAUCUAACGGAUAGUCCCGGGCAGAGGUGAGCCAGCUGCUUUCCUGCUGCUCAGCCAACUUGGCUGCUGCGUGGGGUGGACCUUCGGGCUCUGCCAGCCUGUGUGAGCAGGCAUUUCUGAGACUUGGUUUAUGGUUAAUCUCGGGUGUCAGAAGCCUGGGAAACAUCGGGGGCGAUGGACCCAGGGAUGGCAGCUGGGGAAGAGGCUGCUGCCCCACAGGACACAACUCGGGUUGUGUUUGGCCACCUGGGCAGAAAGUUCAGCAAGCUGUUUGUUGAAGGUUGUGUGUAAGCCUGGAUAAACUGGGAUUUUUUUCUAAGUGUAAGAAAGUGUUGAGCUGUUUGGGUUAGGCUGACACAGGCUGGGGUGGCACCAACAACGGUGAGGCAAGAGCUGCGCUCUGCCAGGUCCCAAGGGUGUGUGUCUCACGGGGGUGAGCUUUGAUCAGCCCCACGACAGCAAGAGCUGCUCUCUGACCAUGUUGGGGCAACAAUUUGGUUCUAAACAGAUACCACAUAAAUAAAGAUACUGCUUUUUUUUUGCAA